Spodoptera littoralis (African cotton leafworm) is the source of this 1041-nucleotide messenger RNA. NCBI's taxonomy places the organism in Eukaryota, Metazoa, Arthropoda, Insecta, Lepidoptera, Noctuidae. The record is from the annotation of a GenBank genome assembly.
AUGCCCAAUAUUAUAAACGAAGUUAAAUUGGACUUCAAAGAUGUCCUCCUGCGACCCAAACGAAGCACCUUACGCAGCAGAAAUGACGUGGAUUUGUAUAGGGAGAUCACAUUCCGUAACUCAGGACAGACGUAUAAGGGAGUCCCUGUCAUGGCAAGCAAUAUGGACACGGUAGGCACUUUCGAAAUGGCACGCGAACUUUCUAAGCACGGGCUAUUUACAUGCAUUCACAAGUAUUACACUAUUGACGAAUGGAAGAAGUUUGCUGAGGAGCAUCCAGAGUGCUUACAACAGAUGGCUGCCAGCUCAGGCACAGCAGAGGCAGACUUCGAGCGCCUGGCUGAGAUCCUGAAUACCAUCAAGGACCUGAAGUUCAUAUGUUUAGACGUGGCCAAUGGAUACUCACAACACUUCGUUGAAUACGUGCGAAAAGUUCGGGCUGCCUUCCCCACUCAUACUAUCAUUGCUGGAAAUGUAGUAACCGGUGAGAUGGUAGAAGAAUUAAUUUUGUCUGGAGCUGACAUUAUAAAGGUAGGAAUAGGACCAGGAUCAGUGUGCACUACUCGCAUCAAGACGGGUGUCGGAUACCCACAGCUGUCCGCUGUCAUAGAGUGCGCGGACGCAGCGCACGGUCUCAAAGGACAUAUCAUAUCGGAUGGAGGAUGUACGUGCCCUGGUGACGUAGCAAAAGCAUUUGGAGCUGGAGCAGACUUCGUGAUGGCUGGUGGCAUGUUUGCCGGUCACGACCAAUGCGGUGGUGAUGUGGUCACCACUGCCGAUGGAAGGAAGGUCAAGCUGUUCUACGGCAUGUCUUCGUCUACUGCCAUGCAGAAACAUUCUGGUGGUAUCGCAGAGUACCGGUCUUCGGAAGGUAAAACGGUAGAAGUGGAGUACCGAGGUGACGUAGGGGCUACCGUCAAGGACAUUCUAGGAGGUCUAAGAUCAGCCUGCACUUACGUAGGAGCCGCCCACUUACGGGAGCUCCCAAGAAGAGCCACCUUUAUAAGAUGCUGUAGACAAGUCAACGAUACCUUCUCCUAA